Necator americanus (New World hookworm) is the source of this 882-nucleotide messenger RNA. RefSeq lists its product as uncharacterized. The record is from RefSeq and is a predicted model, not a curated record. The transcript has 6 exons. NCBI's taxonomy places the organism in Eukaryota, Metazoa, Nematoda, Chromadorea, Rhabditida, Ancylostomatidae. Gene Ontology annotation, biological process: late endosome to vacuole transport via multivesicular body sorting pathway. The coding region runs from base 1 to 882 and encodes 293 amino acids. Gene Ontology annotation, cellular component: multivesicular body.
AUGGCCGCGAAAGUACCGCCAUCAUUGAAACCAAUAGCUCACUACAUCAAAAUAGCAAACGAAAACUCAAGUCGAGACCCAGUUGUCUAUUACUGGUGUCUCUUCUAUGCCGUCCAAACAGCAAUGCAGCUGGACAAGAGUUCACCUGAGGCUUUACAUUUUCUCACAAGUUUGUUGGGUACUUUAGAAGCUAUCAAGAAGCAAUUGGCUGGCACUGAGGCUAUCACAAGCGAAGUAGUUGCGCAAGCGCACCUGGAAGACUUCGCCCUUAAACUUUUCAACUUUGCGGAUGCUAAAGAGAAAAGCGGCCAAGUGGAUAAAAGCGUUGUACAUGCAUUCUACACGGCUGGGCAUGUAAUGGAUGUUUUGUCAUUAUUUGGAGAAGUUGAUGAGACUUUCUUAAACUGUAAGAAAUAUGCGAAGUGGAAGAGUACGCAGAUUUUCGCAUGUCUCAAAGAUGGGACGCCGUAUACGCCAUCCAGCCAGCAAGAUCAUGAAGACACUCCUCAAGCUGGUGUUACAGCUUCAACAGGAAACGUACCGCCUGUGGAACAUGUCUAUCCUGACCCAACGUCAAUGUCUUCUUCGUCAAGUGGAAGCAAUCAACCACUCCGUCCAAAUGAACAAAAUCAACCCAAUAGAGGUUAUCAGUCUCAGCAAUUCCAACAACCUUCACAGCCGCAAUCCAACUAUGGAUCAGCCGGUUUGCCAAGUGUGCCGGCAGCAGAUACCACACCUAGUGUUGAACGCAAACCUCCGUUGGAAGCUUUCAAUGAGGCUCGGAAAUUUACCAAAUAUGCACUCAGCGCCAUUGACUAUGAGGAUACACGUGCAGUUGUGGAGAACCUACGUAAGGCAUUAGCGCUCAUGGAGCGCUUCUAA